AUGGUUUCAGUGCGCGGCUUCCUGCUGCUGGCCCUGGUUGCCGCGGAGCGCGGCGCGCUCGAGGUGCACCGGGGGCUGGAGCUGGAGGACGCGGAGGAGAGCGACCAGGUCUGGCCGCAGGAGCGGCCCAACUGCCUGCAGCCCUGCAACGAGGGCUGCUUCUGCAUGGCCUCGCGGCAUUACCACGGCAUCUUCUACUGCGAUUGCACGGGUAGGAGCCCGGAGACAGAGCGGAGGUAUCGGAAUCAGUUCUCCUACGCGGAUCUGAUCAAGCACCCGGAGACGAGAGGCAAGGUGAACUCAGAGUGGAGGCAUCCCAAGCUGGAUGACUGCGAUGCCGCGGGAGGUCAGGGCUGCGCCCUCUUCGCAGAGAUCCGGGACGUGGUGCAGUUCGCCCUCGCUGCGGGGGAAUGCCACUACGACCCAGAGAGCUCAGCGGCCUGCGGCCUGCAGUGCAAGCUGCAGCCCAGGGGCCGGGCACGCGCCGACUGCGCGGUGUCCUGCCUCAUCGGCCGGGGGCUCUACGGUCACUGCGCCGGGUGCUUCGGGGUGCAGGUGGACUGCAGCAUGUCGAACUGCUUCUACAUUUGCCCGACCAAGCCGAACUCCACCCUGUGCCGCUCUUGUUUGCGGCAGCGGUGCCGGCUUUGCGCGGACGACUCGUCGGAUGCAGGAGAGGCCUUUGACGAGCAGGCCGCACAGAUGUUCCCCUGA
Effrenium voratum is the source of this 714-nucleotide messenger RNA. The record is from the annotation of a GenBank genome assembly. NCBI's taxonomy places the organism in Eukaryota, Dinophyceae, Suessiales, Symbiodiniaceae.